This is a messenger RNA of Drosophila hydei, 1970 nucleotides long. It is a transcript of the gene Nup54, whose product is annotated as probable nucleoporin Nup54. The record is from RefSeq and is a predicted model, not a curated record. Bases 197 to 1906 code for a protein of 569 amino acids. Gene Ontology annotation, biological process: protein localization to nuclear inner membrane; nuclear pore organization; NLS-bearing protein import into nucleus. The transcript is spliced from 5 exons. Gene Ontology annotation, molecular function: structural constituent of nuclear pore. Lineage: Eukaryota; Metazoa; Arthropoda; Insecta; Diptera; Drosophilidae. Gene Ontology annotation, cellular component: nuclear pore; nuclear pore central transport channel.
AGCUAUCGAUUAUUUGAUGAAUAUGUUAUCGAAAUAUUCUCAUUCCCAACAUAGCAUUAUUGUGCGUGUUGAUAGCGCCAAAAUUACUCGUUUUUAGUUUUGUUUUUACCAAGUUUUUAAUUAAAAAGCAAAUAUUUUCUGUUUAAACUUAAGCGAGGAAUACAACCAAUUUAGGAAGCGCUGAAUUAUAGUCCUCAUGUCAUUCUUUGGUGGCAACACAUCGCUGGGUGCGACAAGCACGCCGGCUAAACCGGGCGGCAUGUUUGGUUCAUCAUUUGGUGCGACAACCGGAGCUGCGGCACCGGCUUUUGGAAGCAAUAUGUCAACGUCUGCGUUUGGUGCCGCACCCACAGCUUUCGGUGCCCCGACUAGUGCACCGACUGGUACAUUGGGUGGUGGAUUUGGUGGUUUUGGCGCAGCAGCACCGACAAAUCAGCCUAGUUUAUUUGCAACACCCGCGAUAAGUGCGGCACCACCUGCAUUUAGUGGUUUCGGACAGCUGCCAACAUCGAGCAACGCGCCUGCUAGUGGAUUCGCGGGAUUCGGAGCAACAACAACAACGGCACCAGCUUUCGGUGGCUUUGGUGCCAGCCAGCCGUCAGCAUUUGGUGGUAGCACUUUUGGAUCAGCAUUUGGUAAGCCAGCUGCGCCGACAGUGACUCCCGGCUUUGGAGGCUUUGGCGGUACAAACUUUAUGUUGGGGCAGCCACAGCAGCAGCCUGUGCCAAUUUCGUCGGAUGAAGCGUUUGCUCAGUCCAUUUUAAAUGUCUCUAUCUUUGGCGAUGAGCGUGAUAAUAUUGUAGCCAAGUGGAACUAUCUACAGGCUAUGUGGGGUACUGGAAAACUAUUUUAUUCUCAAAGUGCUGCACCCGUUGACAUUACGCAGGAGAAUUACUUAUGUCGUUUCAAAGCCAUUGGCUACAGUCGCAUGCCUGGCAAGGACAACAAGCUGGGACUAGUCGCACUCAACUUUGAUCGGGAUUUAGCAACGAUUAAGGCGCAACAGCAACAGAUUGUACAAACAUUGCACAGUCUAAUGGGAAGCAAGCCAAAUCUAAUGGUACACAUCGACGUUCUUAAAGAGUUGGAAAACAAGAAGUGUCAAAUGGUUAUCUAUGUGGAGGAGAAAGUGCAGAUGACGCACGGUCCUAAUGAUAGCAAGCGGAUACUUGCCACUGAAUUGGCCAGUUAUUUAGGCCAGGCAGCAGUGAAAGCACAGUUGACGAAUCUGGGCUUGAUAGAAGCUUUGGCACUUACACUGCCUGAUGACGAUCAGCUGAAAGAGUAUUUAGAGAACCCUCCGCGCAGCGUUGAUCCACGCAUGUGGCGCCAGGCCAAUUUAGACAACCCAGAUGACAGUCAAUUUAUACCUGUGCCCAUGAUUGGUUUCAACGAUUUGAAAUGGCGUGUCAAAUGCCAGGAACAGGAGACCGAGACCCAUGCGCUCUACAUGAAGAAGGUGGAAGGUGAGUUGCAGGAACUACGGCGACGCCAUGCCUCGGCAACAGCUAGGAUAAUGGAGCACAAACGCAAGUUGGCCGAAAUGAGCCAUCGCAUACUUAGGAUCGUUGUGAAACAAGAAUGUACUCGCAAGGUGGGCACCACGUUAACGCCUGAGGAGGAGGCACUGCGCACUAAGCUGCAGAAUAUGCAGGCUGUCGUUUCUGCACCCACUCAGUUUAAGGGACGCCUAAGUGAGCUACUCUCCCAGAUUCGAAUGCAGCGCAGCCAAUUUGCUAGCAAUGGCCUGCCCGAAUAUGCACUAGAAAAAAGCGCUGAGGAUGAGAUGCGAACCAUAAUGACCAUGCAGCAGCACGCCAUGGAGGUGCUAAAGGAAACUGUAAACAAAGACCUGGAAGCACUGGAUAUUAUCAUAAAAGGUUUGCCCGAGUUACAGCAAACAUGAUCCCUCAUACGAACCGUGCAGAAAUUAUAUAGUUGUUUUUCUAAUAUAGAGUCAAUGAACAAGA